Lemur catta (Ring-tailed lemur) is the source of this 1054-nucleotide messenger RNA. RefSeq names its product proprotein convertase subtilisin/kexin type 1 inhibitor (gene PCSK1N). Bases 97 to 879 code for a protein of 260 amino acids. The record is from RefSeq and is a predicted model, not a curated record. Gene Ontology annotation, biological process: negative regulation of endopeptidase activity. The transcript is spliced from 3 exons. Gene Ontology annotation, molecular function: endopeptidase inhibitor activity. NCBI's taxonomy places the organism in Eukaryota, Metazoa, Chordata, Mammalia, Primates, Lemuridae.
GCGCAGCCGCAGAGCGCUGCAGCCUUGCCAGCUCGCCCCGGCGCUGCGCACUUGACUGCCAGUCCGCCCGUCCGGAGCCCGGCUCGUUGGGGCAGCAUGGCGGGGUCGCCGCUGCUCCGCGGGCCGCGGGCCGGGGGCGUCGGCCUUUUGGUGCUGCUGCUGUUGAGCCUCCUUCGGCCGCCCCACACACUCUGCGCGCGGCCGGGAAAGGAGCCCCGCAGCCUGAGCGCUGCGUCGCCAUCCAUGGCUGAGGCUGCCGCUCCCCACCGCUUCCGGCGGGCAGUGCCCCGAGGAGAGGCGGUGGGUGCGGUGCAGGAGCUGGCGCGGGCGCUGGCGCACCUGCUGGAAGCUGAGCGGCAGGAGCGGGCGCGGGCAGAGGCGCAGGAGGCUGAGGAUCAGCAGGCGCGCGUCCUGGCGCAGCUGCUGCGCGUCUGGGGCGCUCCCCGCGCCUCGGACCCGGCUCUGGGCCUGGACGACGACCCCGAUGCGCCCGCCGCGCAGCUCGCCCGCGCCCUGCUCCGCGCCCGCCUUGACCCUGCAGCCCUCGCGGCCCAGCUCGCUCCCGCGCCCGCCCCUGCCUCUGCGCUCCGACCCCGGCCCCCAAUCUACGACGAUGGCCCCACGGGCCCGGAUGCGGAGGACGCCGGCGACGAGACGCCUGACGUGGACCCGGAGCUGCUGAGGUACUUGCUGGGGCGGAUCCUCGCAGGAAGCGCGGAUCCCGAGGCUGUGGCCGCCCCGCGCCGCCUCCGCCGCGCAGCCGACCAGGACCUGGGCCCUGAGGUUCCCCCUGAGGGGGUGCUGGGGGCGCUGCUGCGCGUGAAACGCCUGGAGACCCCUGCGCCGCAGGCACCCGCCCGUCGCCUCCUGCCUCCCUGAGCGCCUCCCGGAUUCUACGCGCCCCGAGACCCGGGAGCGCCUCCACCACCCCACCACCCGGACUGCUCCCCGCCAGCACGUCCAGAGCAGCUUACCCUGGUGGCCAGCCUGUGGCUACCCUCUGACCCCAAGGUCCCUACCCCCUAGCCCCACAAUAAACACGAUCUGAAGCAGC